This is a messenger RNA of Ichthyophthirius multifiliis, 1077 nucleotides long. RefSeq lists its product as hypothetical. The transcript has a single exon. The record is from RefSeq and is a predicted model, not a curated record. Lineage: Eukaryota; Ciliophora; Oligohymenophorea; Hymenostomatida.
UCAAUUCAUAACUUAGUAUCAUCAAUUCUAUCAACCAAAUUUGAAUCUGCUGAAUUAUUAGAUUUAUUUAAAUCAAAUACAUCCUUAUCGGUCAUAUUAUAAUUCUUACAAUUUUAAGGCGCAAAUUAGCUAGUAUUAUAAGUAUUCGUAUUAAAUCCAACUACAUUAUUAUUAUUACUAUUAAUAUUAUUACUUAUUACUCCAUUAUUAUUUGAAGGACCAGGUCCUGCGAUUUUUAAAUACUUAAUAGGACUAAUGAUUUCAUCUUAUUGACUUUUAGCAUUAAACAAAUAAUUAUUAUUGAUAACUUUUGAAUAAAUUUCCAUUCGUUAAUCUUCACUUUGAAAAUUUAAAAUUUCUUAUUUUAAUUAUUCUAAUCCUUCAUAAUGUUAAAAAGAGUCGAUAUUAACAUUAUUUCCUUAUAUGUCCUUUACAGAUACUUUUCCUUCAUCGUCUAUAUUUAAUAAUUAUUCAGGAGUAGUGUAAAGUAUUGUCCUUAUAUAUUUUUUUAUGUCCAAUACAUUAUUUUAACUAGGAGAUAUCUAGUCUAAAAAUUAAUCUAUAUCUUUUAAUUUCAAAAAGUAAUAAUCUCGCUCUUCUCUUAGUUUUUCCAUUUAAAAUUCCCUUUAGAUUUUGUUAUUUUCCCCAUAUUCUUAAUCUAUUGAUAUAUUUGAUAUAGAAUUUUAACUUUUGGCGAUAUCUGCUGCCUUUAUAUAUUAUGUUUGCGCUUUUAAAUAUGUGGAAUUUUUUGAUUAUGUUGUAUUUCUCUAAGAUGAAUUUGCACUAGUAUCUAAAUUUUAAGAAUAUGAGUAUGCUGUUUGAUAUAUUUUAUCGUCUUAAUUUGGCUAAUAACCUCCUCUUCGGGCUACAGAAUCGUAUGGUUAUUAUUUGUAAUGUUAAUCAAAGUAUUUUCUCAUCCAUUGGAGGAAUUCUAAGUUAUCUUAAUAUUUACAUUUGAUUAAUUUGUUUAUUUCUAUUGGUUUUGUUAUUUUUAAUUUGUCAAAUCCUUACUAAAGUAGUUUAAAAUUUUAAACGUAUUCAUAAUCAUUCUUAGCUUUCCAAUUAACUUUACUCACU